AGCUGAGGAGCGUUUUCUUAAUUUUUGUCAAAAACAUUGUUGUUUAUCUUAUUUGGGCAUAAAGUUGAUAAUAUACUGUCGUAAUAUUGUUAAUAAUUAUAACAAAAUGUUAUUAUUAAGGUUGUUUUUUGUGCUCUGGCACCAAACUCAACUCAAUUGUAAUUAUUUUACAUUGAAUAUAAACCGUUAAACUAAUUUUAAUCUAAUAACUUUCAUUAUAAAGUCGUAGAUCGUUAACAUUCCUCCAUAUUAUCAACAAUAACUUAUUGUUUUAUGUGUGUGUUUUUUUUUCUGACAAAGAGGGAAAGCAGUUAUUACAGGGAAACGAAUGUUAAUGAGGCGUUUGACAUUUAACUCUAUAACACCGAGCCCUUCACCUCCUGCUGCUCCUCCUCCUCCUCACAGAACCAGUCUGCUCUCCAGGAGGAGCUGUGGCAGCCCACCUCCAUAUCAAACACAUCAUUCUUCAUGUGUGUGUGUGUGUCGUCAUUCUGACCCUGCAUCAUCCUGUGUUUGGACUCAUUCCACCGGUCAGAGCCGUGGCCCUGAGUCAGACACACCUACAGACUGAAUACUGAACCAUGAAACCAGGAAUUCAUUUUCAACAGUAACAGAGAUAAUUAAUUACAGCGGUGUGAAAAACAACCCGGUCCGUUCCCCUGAGUGUCGCCUCGUUACAGUCCCACGUCUCCUGAAGGAAACAGAAUCACCUCUGUAGACGUGUUAGGGUCAGUAAACACACUCUAAAGAGCCUGCGUGUCAUAUCUGCCCCCGUUAUUAGCGCCGGUUGUCUCAGGUGAGAGGCUGAUGGGGGCAGAAGAGAUAAAGGUUACACCACAGGUGCCUUUAACUGCUGCACUGAGCCCAUCCUGGGGGCAGAACCACGGCUAAUGAUCUGAAGUGGAGAGAACUGCCCUCACCUCUGUCAUCAGUCCUGCUCCAGUCCUGACGGUCGGUCGGUGAGGAGUCGAACCAUCAGCAGCAGACGGCUGUAGUUUUCCUGUCUGAUCCCAGUGGGACAGGAUGCCAAACAACAUGGCUAAGAUCGCAGACGCUCGAAAGACAGUGGAACAGUUGAAGCUGGAGGUGAACAUCGAGAGAAUGAUGGUUUCCAAAGCAGCGGCCGACCUCAUGGCCUACUGUGAAACUAACGCCAAAGACGACCCACUGGUGACGCCCGUCCUCAACUCAGAGAACCCGUUUCGAGAGAAGAAAUUAUUUUGUGUGAUUUUGUGACUUUAACAAACACCAAAAAAACAAACAAAAACAACCUGUGAACACAUUUGUUGUUGUUGUUUUUUAAAUAUAAUGUAGUUUUUACAACUUUAAAAAAAGUCUGUUUGUGUUUGAAGCUUUUUUAGAUUUUCUCUGAUGAUGGUUUAGACAUUAAAGCCUUGUUGAAAAUAAAUGAAAAGUCCUGCUCUUGUGAAGUCAGAUUCUUCUAGAACAAUAUAAUUUAAAAAACACUACAAUAAUCACACAUUAUGUCCGUUUUUUGUGCCUCAUCUACCGUCUAUUUUUAUUAUUUUUUAUGUUUUAGUUUUUUUGUGCAACCUUUCACUUGAUAGUUCUUGUCUAUUCUUGGUUUAUUUAAAAGCAAUUUGCCAUUUUAUGAACUUUUAGCAAUUUUCUUUUGUGUCAAAUGUUCGUGUUUUCUUAACGUUUCUACGUCUUUUUUGAUUGAAUGCACGAAAAAUAC
Messenger RNA from Cynoglossus semilaevis (tongue sole), 1699 nucleotides. RefSeq names its product guanine nucleotide binding protein (G protein), gamma 8 (gene gng8). Gene Ontology annotation, cellular component: heterotrimeric G-protein complex. Gene Ontology annotation, biological process: G protein-coupled receptor signaling pathway. NCBI's taxonomy places the organism in Eukaryota, Metazoa, Chordata, Actinopteri, Pleuronectiformes, Cynoglossidae. The record is from RefSeq and is a predicted model, not a curated record. Bases 1024 to 1236 code for a protein of 70 amino acids. Gene Ontology annotation, molecular function: G-protein beta-subunit binding. The transcript has 3 exons.